Molecule: messenger RNA, 2439 nt
Organism: Lolium perenne
Lineage: Eukaryota; Viridiplantae; Streptophyta; Magnoliopsida; Poales; Poaceae
Product: proline-rich receptor-like protein kinase PERK15
Biological process (GO): protein phosphorylation
Molecular function (GO): ATP binding; protein kinase activity
Source: RefSeq, a predicted model, not a curated record
GAAAGCGCGGGUAGUCCGGGCCGCGUGAAGGUAGCGCCGCACGUUCACCGGCCACGGCCGCGCUGUCGCUCGCCGUGUCUGCAAUCCUCUCCUCUCCUCCCGCUUUUAUUCCGCCGUCGCGUCACCAUUAGACUCCACUCCCCACCUCGAUCGCGUAGCUACCUAGUGCCGCUACGUGCUAGCAGCACUUCUUCUCCAACGAGUCGCAAUCUCCGGAAUUCCCCACCACCACCACCGCGAGUGAAAAGCGCUCCCCUUCCUUUUCCGCUUAUCUUUCCCUCCCCGGUGGUUUCUUGCCCAAGUUGGUGCAGCCAGUAGGAGCAGUGCUGCGGCACAGUGGUAGCAACGCGAGUCCGCGAGAGAAGUAGGCGGCGGGGUUUCUGACGGCGAUGUCGUCGUCGCCGCCCGCCGCGCCAGCGCCGGCUUCGCCGCCGACCAAUCGCACGGCGCCUCCGCCGGCGUCAUCGGCGCCACCCCCUGCCAACUCCUCCUCCCCUCCCCCGCCGGCGCCUCCGGCCUCCUCGCCACCCCCUUCUCCCCUGCCGCCGCCGGCGACGCCCACGCCCUCCGCGCCGGCGCCGUCGUCCGGCAGCACUCCCACGACCCCAUCCACCCCUCCUCCGGCGACGCCCUCGCCCCCGUCGACCACGCCGUCUCCGCCCUCCGACAGGUCCCCGCCGUCACCCCCGGCGGCCUCGCCGCCGCCCUCGUCGAGCUCGGGGCUCACGACGCCCGUCGUGGCGGGGAUCGCGGUGGGCGGCCUCAUCGCGCUGCUGCUCGCCAGCCUGCUCUGCUUCUGCUUGCUCAAGAAGAAGAAGAGGCGGCACCACCCGCACCACCCGCCGCCCCCGCCGCCGCCCCACCACCUGCACUACUACGGCCACCCGCCGCCGCCGCCACCACCGCCGCCCUUCAAAGGGGAUCAAUACGGUGGGGCGUACCAGAACUGGCAGCAUAAUGCCCCUCCACCACCACCACCUGAUCAUGUGGUGAAGAUGCAUUCACAUCCUCCCCCCAAACCGGCUCCUCCUCCUGUCAAUGUAAACAGCAGUGGCUCCGGUUCAAAUUACUCAGGCGGCGGUGAGAACCGAAACCCGCAUUCGCCACUCGGAAACGCCCUCAGCUUCUCAAGAUCCACUUUUACCUAUGAAGACUUGGCCGUGGCGACCGACCAGUUCUCUGACGCUAAUCUUCUCGGACAAGGCGGUUUCGGAUUUGUUCACAAAGGGGUACUCCCGGAUGGCACGGAAGUUGCUGUGAAGCAGUUAAGAGAUGGGAGUGGCCAGGGAGAGCGUGAGUUCCAGGCAGAGGUUGAGAUUAUCAGUCGAGUGCAUCAUAAACAUCUCGUGACAUUGGUUGGUUAUUGCAUUUCUGAAGAAAAGAGAUUGCUUGUCUAUGAGUUUGUUCCCAACAACACAUUAGAAUUCCACUUGCAUGGUAGGCGUGGACCAACCAUGGAUUGGCCUGCAAGACUACGUAUUGCUUUGGGUUCUGCAAAGGGAUUGGCAUAUCUUCAUGAAGACUGCCAUCCUAAGAUCAUUCAUCGCGACAUAAAGGCAGCAAAUAUUCUUAUGGAUCACAGAUUUGAAGCUAAGGUGGCAGAUUUUGGACUUGCAAAAUUAACUCCUGAUAAUGACACCCAUGUUUCCACCAGAGUAAUGGGCACAUUUGGGUACCUUGCACCAGAGUAUGCUUCUUCUGGCAAGCUCACUGAGAAAUCAGAUGUCUUCUCGUUCGGAGUAAUGCUUCUUGAGCUAAUAACUGGGCGCCGUCCUGUAAGUUCAAAACAAGCACAUAUGGAUGACAGCUUGGUUGACUGGGCGAGGCCUUUAAUGACGCGAGCACUCCAAGACGGUAAUCACGAUGCUUUAGUUGAUCCCCAGCUGGGGACGGAGUUCAAUGAUAACGAGAUGGCAAGGAUGAUAGCCUGUGCAGCUGCAUGUGUACGCCAUUCUGGACGGCGACGUCCACGAAUGAGCCAGGUUGUUCGGGCCUUGGAAGGCGAUGUAUCACUUGAUGAUCUGAACGAAGGCGUUCGUCCUGGCCACAGUCGGUUCAUGGGAUCGCACGCAAGCUCCGAGUACGACACCAACCAGUACAACGAGGACCUGAAGAAGUUCAGGAAGAUGGCACUUGGUACCAGCAGCUUCCAGAGCAGCCAACAAACGCCGUCCAGCAGCGAGCACGGCCAGCAGGACCCGUCCACCGCAGGCAGCGAUAGCCAUCAUCAGACGCAGGAGAUGGAAAUGGGGACUACAAAGAGAGACGGCGGCGAACCUGAAGCUUCAGUUACAUGACCCCUUUCUUUUGCUGGAAAGUUUCAUUGACAGCAAAUGUGUAAAUCCCCAUCUUAGCCGAGUUGACAUAAGCUGCUAGCUGACUUGCUUGCAACGAACAAAGAGAACAUAUGUUGUUGAGAUAUAUAGUUUUUUUUUUGUA